Messenger RNA from Cryptosporidium muris RN66, 1920 nucleotides. Its product is annotated as glycosyl transferase. The coding region runs from base 1 to 1920 and encodes 639 amino acids. Gene Ontology annotation, cellular component: Golgi apparatus. The record is from RefSeq and is a predicted model, not a curated record. Gene Ontology annotation, molecular function: Notch binding. Lineage: Eukaryota; Apicomplexa; Conoidasida; Eucoccidiorida; Cryptosporidiidae. The transcript has 2 exons. Gene Ontology annotation, biological process: regulation of Notch signaling pathway.
AUGCUUCUUAAAUUACCUUUAAGUAUAUUAACACAUAAUCGAAUAUGUGCUUUAUUUUUACUAUCCCUAUUUUGGUUAAGUUCGUGCUCUAAAGCUAUUUUCAUUUUAUUUACAAUUAUCUUGCUCAUUAUUACAUUAUUAUUUGAGAUAAAUACAAGGCAAAAAAGUUGUUGUUUAAAGGAAGAUAAGAAUUAUUCACCUAAUUUCAAAAAAAAUGAUAGUAUUCCAUUACCACAAAAACUAGCGAAACCUUGGGUAAUAUUUACCCUUGUAUCUCUAACUUUCACAGGGGCAAAUAUUUUGACAACUUAUUUUAUACCAAAAGUUGAAAUUAUAUUUGAGGGUAAAUUUGACAAUCUAUCGAAUAUUUUAGCUCAAAAAUCCUUAGAAUUACUAACAAAUGGUUCUGGUAUAUUCGAUCCAUAUAAAUUUGAGAACUUUGAUGGAAUUAGUUUAAUCAUACCUGUUAGAGAUGAAGAUGAAUUUAUUAGCAAGACAAUAUCAUAUACACUAGAUGUUUCACCAAGGAAAUGGCUAAAAGAGAUAAUAAUUGUAGAUGAUUGCUCAAAAAAAAAAGUGUCUGACAUAAUAGGAAGGGAAUUAUCAAGAUCUCAACUGGAUAUUAUCAAGAUAAUCCGAUUAAACACUUGUGAAGGUCUUAUUAGGAGUAGAAUACUAGGAGCAGAUGCAUCUAGCUCUAGUGUUAUUGUCUUUAUGGAUGGCCACUGUCGCCCAAAACAGGGGUGGAUUGAACCACUUGUCCAUAGACUAAAGUUAAAUACAAAAGCAAUUGUUUGUCCCAUGAUUGAAGAUAUUGAUAGGUAUACUUGGGAGGAUGCUGGAACAUAUGGACUAAAAAUGAUGUUUAACUGGAACUUUGAGUUUAACUGGUAUGAGGAUUUCACUGAUGUUGUUCCUAUUGCUUCAGGUGGUCUUUAUGCUAUAACCAGACAAUGGUGGAAUGAAUCUGGAAAAUAUGAUCCUGGAAUGCUUGAAUGGGGUGGGGAGAAUAUUGAACAGUCAAUUCGUACUUGGUGCUGUGGUGGUGAAAUACGUGUUGAGCUAAACAGCCGUGUUGGACAUAUUUUUAAGCGUGACCCCAAGCCUAAUCCUGAAAAUAAACUUGUUAAGCAGGUGCAGCGUAAUCAAAAACGCACUGCAUUAGUAUGGUUAGAUCAAAAACGCUACAAAUAUUUCGAAGAUAUACACAGUGUUGUUAAAUCAUUAAAUGAGACAUUUAGUGGUGUCAAGCUUGAUAGUCGUUAUCAGAUAAAAAGUCAAUUAAAUUGUAAACCCUUUAGUUGGUAUAUAAACAAAUUUCGUCCAUCUUUUGAUAGAAGAGGAUUAUUGUUGGAUAAUUUCCGUCAAUUUAUACAUAAAGAUACAGGAUUAUGUUUGACAGCAUCAUACAAUGAAGUUGUAACUGGAACUUCUGACAGAGCAGUAAUUUUCACCAAAUGUAAUUCUAAAGACUUUGCUCAGCAAUGGAUGGUAAUACUUGGGAGAAGACUUAUUAUGAAUCGUUUUCCUAGUUAUGGAUGCCUUUCUCGAGGUCCAUCUAGUGUUGUAAACGAUUCUAUUUUGAGAGUAACUGAAUGUAAAUUCAAAGGUGCUAUUGCAGGGAACACAGAUGAUCAAUUCUGGCACUUUGAUGGCUAUGACAAUUUUCUUUUCGAUGAGCCAUAUGAUGAUUUAGAUGCCUUGGAAUUUGCUCAUAUUAAAAAUUCCAGCAGAAUUUUCAAUAGUAUUGGCACUUUACCCUUUAGUGAAGAUGGUUAUUUAAGAAUAAAGAUUAAUGGAACAAGGGCAUUCGAAUCAACAAGUCGUUGUGUAAGGAACCUCAAUGAUAAAGCAGUAAUGACGUGGUGCCCCACAGUAGAAGAUUCUUCUUUUUCUUUUGAUGUGGUGAAAUUGUAUUAA